AUGAAUAAGAAACCAUUUUUUGAGUUUAUUUUGCAGGUGAUAAAUUUAGUGUUGACUGUGUUGGGUUUAGGAACCCUAGGGUAUGGAUUUGUUUGCUUCUUCGAGUCGAAACAAAGCAUUGCAAAUGAAACUCAUAGAUCUUUGAUUAUCUAUGUAACAAUUGGAGUUGGUGCAAUUCUUUUAUUUGUCUCUUGUUUGGGUUCUACUGGAACAGCAACAAGGAGCCCAUGUUGUUUGAUUACUUAUUGUGUAUUCUUGGUACCACUUAUCAUAGCUGAGUUGGGAAUUUCUCUUCUCAUAUUCUUUGACCACAGCUGGAAAAAGGUUAUACUAGAUGGUAUAAAUAAAGAUUAUUUCACAGUCUAUAAGUUUGUGAAUCACCAUUGGAAUGUCAUCAAGUGGAUAGCUCUUGGAGUCUUUAUAUUACAGAUUAUUGCUUUGGUUCUAGCAAUAUAUUUGCAAUCCGUAUUCAAUAGAGCACGAUAUGAUAUCACAGACAUCGAGCGUGAACGUAGAUUAUAUCGUCAUCAUCCUAGAAAAUAUAUUUAUGAUCGUUUGGGUACAUCCACGCCCACACGUACGGUCACCCUACCAAAAUCGUCUAAUGUCGGUGUUGGUGUUCGUGUCAAUGGUAGAAUUUAG
This is a messenger RNA of Vicia faba (fava bean), 642 nucleotides long. Lineage: Eukaryota; Viridiplantae; Streptophyta; Magnoliopsida; Fabales; Fabaceae. The record is from the annotation of a GenBank genome assembly.